Molecule: messenger RNA, 663 nt
Organism: Darwinula stevensoni
Lineage: Eukaryota; Metazoa; Arthropoda; Ostracoda; Podocopida; Darwinulidae
Source: the annotation of a GenBank genome assembly
UUUCCGGCUGGGAUCCUCCAGCCGCCAUUCUUCCACAAGAGCUUCCCCAAGUCGAUGACGUACGGAGGGAUCGGGAUGGUGAUCGGCCACGAGAUCACCCAUUCCCUGGACGAUCGGGGGAGGCUGUUCGACGGGGAGGGGAACCUCCACAAUUGGUGGGCGCCCGAGGCGGAGAGGAGGUUCAGGGAGAGGGCGCAGUGUGUCGUCGGUACAAUUCCGUGGAGCACAUUCAUCAUGACUGGUCGCAAUUCAAAGUAUCAAUAUUUUAAUGAUCCCGGCUCUGACUCGACGCUCAUUACUCUCCCGUCGCUCACUCUUUUUGCCUCUUCCCGGGAAGAUUACUACGGGAACAUGACGGUGGACGAGCUGGGGAUCCAGCUCAACGGAGUCACGACCCAAGGAGAAAACAUCGCGGAUCUCGGCGGGCUCAAGAUCGCCUUCCGGGCGUAUAGGGAGUGGCUGCAGAAGAAUCCGACGGCGGAGAUCCUGAUGCCGGGCCUGCCGCUUUCGUCGUACCAGCUUUUCUUCUUGAAUUUCGCGCAGCUGUGGUGCGGGGAGACGCGGCCUGAGGCGCUCCUCAGCAAGAUCAGGGCGGGGAACCACCCGCCGGGGAAGUACAGGCGAGUGUCCUUCGUCCUCUGGGGAUCCAAGGGUGUCUCCUAA